GAAAAAAGGGAAAAUUUUGUUAAAAUUACUUCAAAAUAUGUAGUUCGAAUGAAAUUUGAUUUUCGUGGAACUAAAGUCAUUCACUCACAUAAGAAUCGGAAAAUACUUGACAGGAUUUGAAAUUGGAUAUAACAAAACCUGGUCGGAAUAGCAUAUUCGUAUUUUUCAGGCUCUAGUGUAAAUCCGACCAACCCCGUAAAUCACUGGUAAACCCGGAAAGAAUAUCAGAUAAUCAAUCCCACGGGCCAAGGCUACGACCACCGAAUCAACGCACAAUGAGGGGCGCCCCUCCUCAGCCACCGAAACAGGCAGCAGGUCCACCUCAGGCGGAGGACGACGGCACCGCAGAGCCCCUACUCCGGCCCGCCACCGCCGCCGGAGGCGUCAGCAUCGGUGGUGGGCUCCGGAAGAAGGCGGCGGGAGUUAGGCCAUGGCUGCUGCUGGAUUCGACUGGCCAGGCCCAGGUGGUGGAGGCUGGAAAACACGCCAUCAUGAGGCGAACCGGGCUCCCGGCCCGCGAUCUCCGGAUACUCGAUCCGCUGUUGUCGUACCCGUCAACUGUGCUUGGGCGUGAGCGGGCCAUAGUCAUCAAUCUGGAGCAUAUAAAGGCCAUAAUCACGGCCCAAGAAGUUCUCUUGCUCAAUUCUAGAGAUCCCUCAGUCAUUCCUUUUGUUGAUGAGCUUCAGAGGAGAAUCUUGCGACAUAAUCAGGCUAUCAAGUCUCAGGAAGCUGGAGAUGGUGAGAGUGCGGACUGGACAAACUUGUAUGAUUUGGAAGAGCCUCGAUCAACACCAGUAAGCCCUCCAAAUUAUUCUGAGAAAUUCCCGAGUAAGGAAGAGGUCGGGAAAGUAGAAGGAAAAGAACAAUCUGCGGAGAAUCGAGAUGGUCCAAAGCUGCUUCCGUUUGAGUUUGUUGCAUUAGAAGCAUGCCUCGAGGCUGCUUGCAGUUGCUUGGAAAAUGAAGCAAGGACACUGGAACAAGAGGCUCAUCCAGCAUUGGAUAAAUUAACUUCAAAAAUUAGUACUCUCAAUUUGGAACGCGUUAGACAAAUUAAAAGCCGUCUCGUUGCUAUAACUGGACGUGUUCAGAAGGUUAGAGAUGAGUUGGAACAUUUGCUUGAUGAUGACGAUGAUAUGGCAGAGAUGUAUUUAACUGACAAAUUGCAAGCACAGCUUGAGAAUUCCUCUCUGUCUUCCAUGAAUGAGGAUGUGUUGGAUCAAGAUGAUGUUCAGGCGAACACGGACGAUAGGCAUGUGAAACUAUGGCUUGUUACAAUACGUAACGGUAGUUCGGUCGUUUCUGAUGCUGAACUUCAGCGGAUUGAUAGUCGCCGCGAGCAAUUGUUUGGUGGCGCUAAUGCUCUCAGCAGAGGCAGUCAUGGCACCCAUACUAGUACACAUAGUGCUAUUAGCAAGCACCUUGACGUCGAGGAGCUUGAGAUGCUCUUGGAAGCCUAUUUUGUUCAGAUAGAUGGUACACUCAACAAGUUAUCCACCCUGAGGGAGUACGUAGACGAUACCGAAGAUUACAUCAACAUCAUGUUGGAUGACAAGCAAAAUCAUCUGCUGCAAAUGGGUGUAAUGUUAACAACAGCAACCCUCGUCGUGAGUGCUUUCGUGGUUGUGGCAGGGAUCUUUGGUAUGAACAUCAGAAUCGAACUUUUCCAAGAUCAAGUACAUGGGAUGACGAGGUUUAUGUGGACCGUCGGGGGAGGCUCAGCAGGCACUCUUUUCCUGUAUGUGAUUGCAAUUGCCUGGUGCAAACAUAGACGGUUGCUGGAAUGAGUGACGAACCGUAUGUUCCACCUGUUUGUACUAAAUUCUUUCCCAGUGUGAGUGAGCAAGUGUGUUAUAUUCAGCUGAAAGUGUGUUUUCUUGAUUCUUUGUUUUCGAACACAGAUGUAAAAAUUUUUACUUGCUUAAGUUGAUGAUAUUUCCUGAAAAUGAAAAGACAGAACAUGUUUACCUAAA
Sesamum indicum (sesame) is the source of this 1970-nucleotide messenger RNA. Lineage: Eukaryota; Viridiplantae; Streptophyta; Magnoliopsida; Lamiales; Pedaliaceae. The record is from RefSeq and is a predicted model, not a curated record.